This is a messenger RNA of Penicillium cosmopolitanum, 444 nucleotides long. RefSeq names its product DNA polymerase alpha-associated DNA helicase A. The record is from RefSeq and is a predicted model, not a curated record. Lineage: Eukaryota; Fungi; Ascomycota; Eurotiomycetes; Eurotiales; Aspergillaceae. The coding region runs from base 1 to 444 and encodes 147 amino acids. The transcript has a single exon.
AUGCGGACUUCACGGGCCUCUAAAGAUACAGCCAAGGUCCUGGAGGCACUGUCGUCCCCAGCGCGCCGCUCAACACGCAACUCCUCGCUCCAUCCGAGCGCGCUGCGCAACUUCGCUUUCACUGGUGACUCAAACAUCAAGACCGAGUCAAUUCCCACAAUUGCACGACCCUCCCCUCCGAGAAGUGACGAUGAGUCCUCACUUUCCUCCGCCAACACUGCCGACAUUGAAGAUCUCAUCGAGCCCCCUACGAAGCGUCAGAAACGCAAUACCAGUCCUCUCCGGCCAACGCAAGCUCGCACACCCCGGAAAGCUCAAGCCCGCCAACCCGUCGUGAAAAAGGAACCGACCGUCAAGGAUGACCCGGAUGUGAAAAGUACCCGGCCAAGGCCCGGCGAAUGCCUGCGCGGAAAACGAGAGACGCGGAUGGGACGGUUGUCGUAG